CGUCAACCCGUUUCAUGUGUUGUGUUUUGGGUUUGAACGCAAGGAGCGAGCGGGAGUGUGGCAACGUUGUGGAUUUAACCAGCGCCAGCAGUGUUGAGGUGUCUCCAUGGCGACAGACAUUGUUGCGCAGUUGGCCGACUCUCUGGCCAAGGCUGGAGUAGAGGAAGGAGAGCUGAGCUACAAAGGCCAGGGAAGAAAGCUGGAUGAUGCCAAAUCAGUGGAGGAGAUAGUGAAGGAGAUUCAGGACUUCCAGGGUUUACAGGCUCUGAGGUUGGAGGGAAAUACUGUAGGUGUGGAGGCAGCACAGGCUAUUGCAAAGGCUCUGGAGACAAAGAGUGAAUUCAAGCGGUGUUACUGGAGUGACAUGUUCACAGGCCGUCUGCGCUCUGAGAUCCCACCAGCACUGAAUUCACUUGGUGAUGCACUGAUGAUGGCAGGAGCCAGGUUGACGGUUUUAGACCUCAGUGACAAUGCUUUUGGACCAGACGGAGUGAGGGGAAUUGAGAAGCUGCUAAAGAGUACCGCCUGUCACACGUUGCAGGAGCUCAGGCUCAACAACUGUGGCAUGGGUAUCGGAGGAGGGAAGAUUUUGGCUGCUUCAUUGAUUCAGUGUCAUAAAAGCUCCAGUGCCGAGAGCACCCCCCUCAGCCUCAAAGUAUUUGUUGCAGGGAGGAAUCGACUAGAGAAUGAUGGGGCCAUUGCCCUCGCUCAAGCCUUCCAGUUGAUGGGUAGUCUGGAGGAGGUGCACAUGCCCCAGAAUGGCAUUAACCACCCUGGUGUGACAGCCCUGGCUACGGCUAUGCAGCACAACCCCAACCUCCGCAUCCUCAAUCUCAAUGACAACACUUUCACUGAUAAAGGAGGCAUUGCCAUGGCUCAGGCCUUGAAACACCUGCACAGCAUCCAGGUGAUAAACUUUGGAGAUUGCCUGGUGCGGCCAGCGGGAGCCAUAGCUAUCGCAGAAACUGUGUCAGAAGGACUACCAAUCCUCAAAGAACUCAACCUGUCGUUUUGCGAGAUUACAGAAGAAGCUGCUGUGACUGUGGCACAGGCCGUUAAGAACAAGGACCAGCUGGAGAAAUUGGACCUAAAUGGUAACUGCUUAGGAGAGGAUGGCUGCAAAGCUCUGAGAGAUGCCAUGGAAGGCAUGAACAUGAGUGAGCUUCUAGGAUCACUAAGUGAUGAUGAGGGUGAACCAGAUGAUGAAGAUGAGGAUGAAGAUGAGGAAGAUGAUGAUGAUGAAGAGGAUGUAGACGAGGAGGAAAUUGAAGAGGAGGAGGAGGAGGAGGAGGAAGAAGAAGAAGAAGAGGAGGACGAAAGUGGUGUUAACAAGUUUUCCACCCCUCCAUCUGCACCUCGACCACCAGACGUCUCCUCGUUCCUCAGCUUUCCAUCCCCAGACAAACUGCUCAAACUGGGAGCCAAGAGGGCUUUGCUGAUUGAGCAGCAGGUGGAUUUGUCAAAUUCCUUGAAAACAGCUGAAGCUUUCCUGAAGAUUGCGUCUGUUUACAAAGAGGAUAAUAAUGAAGUGAAGACAGCCGUGUUGGACAGUAUUGAUGGUCUUCUAAAGAAAGCUUUUACCACUCCUUCUUUCCAAGGCUACAGUUUUGUUUCAUCUCUGCUAGUUCUGCUUGGGCUUAUCAAGAGUGAGGACAAAGUGAAGCCUGUGCUCGUGGUUCCGGGUCACCUCCAGGCCUUAGAGCAUGUGGUUCGACAGGACUACUUCCCCAAAGAGAGUGUGGCAGUGCUCGAAGCCUUCAUGUCCCGGUAAGGACGUGACAGAAUGAGCCAAUCAGCAGGCCCCUUCCAGAAACAACAAGGCCCUGGAUUCAUGUGGCAAUGCCAAAAACAACCUCCAGACAACACUGCAGAGAGCCAGGCCAGGGAGCUGAAGACUGUGGACACACACAGACACAUACAAACACCUAUGGACCUUUAGGAAACAAGCACAGAUUUGAAGAAAACAAAACGGCAGCACUGAAGAAGAAACUGGCAGCACUCAGACAUACUUAUGGAUUACAUUCAGCUGCACCCCUCAACAUGGACUCCAGACUGAACCUAAUGAACUGAAUAAAGUGCUUCAUAUGCGCUUGUGUCACCACAGAACAACAGUGACAGCAUGUCCGUCUGUGUGAGUCCUCAUUCUCACUGAUUGAAGCACAGACUGAUCUGAUCAUAUAUUGUACAUUUACCUUUGCUAUUCUGUUGUUUUAUACUGAAUGUUUAUUGAACUGAUGAAUAGCUGUUAAAAUAUGUAUUGAGUAGUAAAUAUUUUAAGAUUAGGACUGUAAAAUAAAAUGGGAACUGAAAGGGAUGAGGUGAAAUUAAAUAUGUUGUCAAAAAUACAAACCAAUUGGAGUAUUUGAUGCCUUAACAAGAUUUUAAUAUUAACUAAUGUGUACAAGAAAUAAAAAACAAACAUUUGAAGAGGU
This is a messenger RNA of Sphaeramia orbicularis (orbiculate cardinalfish), 2432 nucleotides long. Its product is annotated as ran GTPase-activating protein 1. Gene Ontology annotation, cellular component: perinuclear region of cytoplasm; nucleus; cytosol. NCBI's taxonomy places the organism in Eukaryota, Metazoa, Chordata, Actinopteri, Kurtiformes, Apogonidae. The record is from RefSeq and is a predicted model, not a curated record. Gene Ontology annotation, biological process: nucleocytoplasmic transport; activation of GTPase activity; signal transduction. Gene Ontology annotation, molecular function: GTPase activator activity; small GTPase binding. The coding region runs from base 107 to 1771 and encodes 554 amino acids. The transcript has 16 exons.